UUUUAAACUUGACAAACUUUACACCAUGGUGGCACGGAGUAACUGCAAACAGUGUCACAAUAUCAGAUAUUGACCACGGAGUACCACUCCACUAAGCCGCUUUACAAAGUGCAUGGACACAUGUAGUAGGCCUUAAAUGUAGUUAUCAAUUACCCUCUUUAAAAUAACAUGAAAGUACUGCAUGGGGCUGUCUUUUACAAUCUGCCAAAGGGGUAAUCGAGUCCUGACCCACCUUAUCGAGAUGCAGUGCCGCGCAGCAGUAAAUCUGGAGCGGCUCCUUGGCGACUUCACCCACAUAGAGGAGACAAUUACAGAAGUCACAAAAAGGAAUAGCUUCCUGGAGGUUAAAUUAGAAGAAACCAGCCAAUUGAUUAAAUUAAGUAGGACCAAAGAAAAGUAUCUGAAGGAAGAGAGAGACAAACUGCUACACACAGCCACUGGUUUCCAGCAAUCGAUACAGCAGCAGUGUGACCUGAGGUGGGAGAAUGAGAGCCUGAGAAACACAAUUAUGCUGAUGGAGAGAGAGUUUCAGGCUAGGAUAGAGGAGGGUAAAGCUUGUGAAGCGAAGCUGGCUAAGGAUCUUCGUGAUCUGGAGGACCGCCACCAGGAGGGGCUGGAGGAAAUGCGGCGGGAAAUGCGGCACAGUGUCGAGAUGAAGGGGCUGGAGAUGAAAGCACUUGCAGAGCUGAAGGAUUCAGAGCUGGAGGAGAUGAGGCAGAAGAUAAAGGAGCAGGAAAGAGAGAGACAGAGCGAGCUUCUGAAAUUACAAAUGGAGUUCAGUGCCAGGAUGGCCCGGGUUCAGGCCUCCUGUCAGGGCCACAAGCAACUGCAAGUGACUCCGCCAGUGUCUAGAAGUGUCUUCCAACGUAAGCUGCAGUCUCUGCAGGAGGAGAAGAGCAGGGAGGUUGCAGCUCUCCACCAGCAGGUGGCAGCAUUGCAGCAGCAGCUAUUCAAGCAAACACACCAAUCAAAGAGAAAGAAGCUUUAGAUGAGGCUGGAGAACAUAGAAGAAGGUCCUUUGUACUUCAGGUUCUCAAAGCCCAGCAUAUUAUCAGAAAGUAAAGUGAACAAUCUAGUGGAGCUGCGGCAUCAAGUAAAUGUGCGUGAGAUCGACAUCCAUGAACAUCUUAAAACACAGUUUGUGAACCUUUGUCAUCACCCAGAGUCUUGGGACUUUAUCUCCAUUUACUGGCAGUCAUUGCUGACCUCAGUGGCUCUGAGAUCAGGCUCUUGGAUGUCACAUUCACAUAACAGUGUUAACUUCUGUUCUCUGUGCCUGUCCUACGUGGAGGAUAAAGGGAUUAAAGCCACCCACCCCCAUGCAACUAUCCAUUAUUAAUGUCUGAAGGGUUCCUCUGUUCAGUGGAUGACGGUAAGGGUUAGGGUCAUUGAAGCUCUCAUCUCAGAAUGGUUUUCUUUCUAACCUGAAGAGCAGCCAUAAACUCACUUUAAUGACUUCAGACAGAAGCAUCUAUCAAGCAAAGAAUGGUAAAAGCAGAAAAGUAUAAUAUCCUGCUCAGCAUCUAAAUAAUACCAGCAGUGAACCUGCCCAUAUGAGAUGGUUUUUCCCUUGAUCGAGGUUUCCUUUGUCUGCUAGUGAUGCCUGACUACAGAGGGAUGACCCUAAUUCAUCAUAUCUAUCAAUAAUAUGCACCUUCUCUAUGUCACAAAAAGUGACCUUUCAAUCUGCUGCUGCUAUCCACUUGAAAUAUCUGUAACUUUAAAUACGUGAUGGAUCCAAUGUGUUUUAUCAGAGACCUUCUGUGCUUCUUGGGUUUUCUUUGUAGAGGUUUCUUCUUGGUGUUGCUGAAGUGCAUCCUUCCCUCCAGUGGGAUUAGCGGACAGAGCAGGAAGGACCCACUGCCAGCCGCAAAUUCUAAAUAAAGUGCAUUAGUACGGAAUGUGUGCAUUGUUCACGUGCUUUUUAUUUCAGAAAGUUAUGAAGUGCAUGCCAAUGUUUGUGAUGUUUGGUUGUCUUGGAAUUUGAAGUUAAUACAAUUAACUAAUAAUAACAUAAUUAUCAUGUGAAAUAGGUUAACAAUCUGCCAUAGUUUUAUUUCUCAUAGAUACAUUUGUCAUUGCAUGACUCCAUAUAAAAUAAAAGGUAAAAACAG
Molecule: messenger RNA, 2114 nt
Organism: Paramormyrops kingsleyae
Lineage: Eukaryota; Metazoa; Chordata; Actinopteri; Osteoglossiformes; Mormyridae
Product: coiled-coil domain-containing protein 152
Source: RefSeq, a predicted model, not a curated record